Messenger RNA from Huiozyma naganishii CBS 8797, 1749 nucleotides. RefSeq names its product Apm2p (gene APM2). The transcript has a single exon. Gene Ontology annotation, molecular function: clathrin-cargo adaptor activity. Gene Ontology annotation, cellular component: AP-2 adaptor complex; cytoplasmic vesicle. The coding region runs from base 1 to 1749 and encodes 582 amino acids. Gene Ontology annotation, biological process: clathrin-dependent endocytosis. The record is from RefSeq and is a predicted model, not a curated record. Lineage: Eukaryota; Fungi; Ascomycota; Saccharomycetes; Saccharomycetales; Saccharomycetaceae.
AUGUCCUCUGUACUCUACAUACUGGAUGAAAACUUGGAAACGCUGAUCAGCAAGAAUAUCAAGGCGGUACCGUCUUUGGAGUAUCCAAUUGCGCAGUUCAAGAAACUGUACGGGUCGAAUGCGCCACCGGUAAUCGAUUACCACGAUCUGUUCACGUUCACAUACAUCCAGAGAGACUCGCUACUCUUUGUGAGCGUGGUGGACAGAGUGGACACGGGGCUUGUGGAGACGCUCGUGUAUUUGGAGCACUUUUACGAGGUUUUGAAGAACUAUCUGGGCGUGAAGGUGCUCGAUAAGAACAUUGUGACGGACAAUUCUGUGCUGAUCUCGGAACUAAUCGAAGAAACCAUUGAUUUUGGUGCUAUCCAAGUGACUGAUUCCGGGCUGCUGGCUGACUACAUCAAGAUGAAGGUGAAUUUACCGGAAAGAGUGGGCGAGUCGGCCGAUUUGGGGGCCAGUUCGGAUUCAGAUUCGGAUUCGGACCACCCUGGGAAGCACAAACACAAACACAAGCACAAACACAAGGGCAAGGGUAAGAAGGGUGCCCAAACCGGUAUGGGGGACAGCGAGAAGAAUGAGAUUGAGGAUUUAACGCAGCGUGCGAAGAAGAUCACGGGCGAUCCGCUAAUGUUGCUUGGUGGUUCUAAGAAGAAGAAGAACAAGAAGAAGCUUGUCAAUGACCUGGAUUUCCUGAUGCAAGAGGAGGAGGAGUUUAAUUUCCUGAACAGCGACAUUGCGAAGACCACCAUCAUGCCGAUCUCGUGGAGGACCAAAGGUAUCCACUAUGCAAAGAACGAGUUCUUCCUCAACGUUAUAGAGAAAGUCGAGUACUUUAUGGACUUUACGCAAAACGUCAUCAAGAAGAAUCUGAUACACGGGGAGAUCCGCUGCAAGUGUUUUCUCUCAGGGAUGCCCAACUUGAAAGUGUCCAUCAACAAGAUCGUGAAUGAGGACAAGCAGUUUUUAGCAAACUGUAAGUUCCAUCAGUGUGUUUCGUUGGCCUCGCUGGAGUCCAGCGACCACAAGGACGUUGAGUUUGUACCCCCAGACGGAGAGUUCACGCUGUGCCGGUACGAGCUGAAGAGACACGUCCGGGACGAGCCGAUGGUGAAGUUGGUCAAUUUCGAAGUUAAGCCGAAGCUGAAAAAGUUCAAGUUGAAGCUGCUGCUCACGAUCGAGACGCACUUUAAGACGACGAACGCGACAUCCAAACUGGCCUUAAGGGUCCCCAUAAAGCAGCUGUUCAGGGAGUACCGUGUGGACCUGAGCAAGAACCUCAAGUCCAAGUGCGACAGGGGUGCGAUACUGUUCAACAUCAGCGACGACUUCCUACUCUGGGAGGUCGGUUCGAUGAGCGGUGGUCAUGGGGAGACGCAACUGUCGAUGGGCGUCGAGUUUGCCCUAUUCAACCAGGAAGAAUACGACCGCGAACAAGAAAUGCUCAAGACGUCCAUGAAUCCGCCUCCGCUCCGCGAGGGUCCCAAACUGGAGGAACUGUACAAGCAAAUUCACGAAGACGACGACGACGACGACGGCAACACCGAGCCCGUUGCAGAACACCGGCUGCAGCCGCGCACAAGAGAAAUUGACAAGCUGCUCACCAUGGACUUCGAGGUGCCCUAUUGCACCUCCAGCGGGCUCCGCGUCGAGUACCUCAAGAUCGAGGAACCGCAGCUGGAGUACCAGUCGUUCCCCUGGGUCCGCUACACGACCCUCAGCGACGCCGAGUACGCCUACCUCAUCUACUGA